Messenger RNA from Ictidomys tridecemlineatus (thirteen-lined ground squirrel), 8472 nucleotides. Lineage: Eukaryota; Metazoa; Chordata; Mammalia; Rodentia; Sciuridae. The record is from RefSeq and is a predicted model, not a curated record.
AGCUGGCUGUCUAUGGACUGAGAUCUCUGAAACAAUGAACCCCCAAAUAAACUUUUCCUCCUCUAAAAUUGUUCUUGUUAGGUGUUUUAACCACAGCAGUGAAAAAGCUGACUAAAACAGUGAGGUUAUCAAAGGGAAGACUCAGGACACAAUUAUUUGGAGCAAAAUGAUAGUUUCUUUAAGUUGUAAAAAAAAAAUGCUGUAAUAUUGGAAAUAAAUCCUUCCCAAGUGACAUUAAGUUUCCAUCUAUCUGCACAUUCACAUGCAUAUUUGCCUUGCCAAAUCCUCACAAAACUUUUAACCCGUAACUAAUAUUACCAAGAAUUCAAUGAAACUUAGGCAAAAGAACUUCCCAAAGGCCACAGAGAUAUUAAAGAGAAGCAAGAUUCAAAACAGAGCAUCAGAUGCCACUUCUAGUGCUUCUUUCCACCAUAACAUUUCUUUCUUUGAUUGAUUAGAUAACCAAGAGUUUCUAGUAAGGAUGUGUGUUGGAUCUGAAAUGUUCUAAUCAGGACAUAGAGAAGGGCUAUAAAUGAACUUGCCAUAAGGGUCAGUGUUAUCCUGCUAAUGAUGCUGUUUUCCACAAUUACACAACUUUCCCAUGUUCUCUACUGAUGCUGAAAUACUCCAAGCUUGAUCCAGAAUUGUUUAGAAUUGUAGUGGCUCAAAGCCUGAAAAGCAUUAUUGCUUUCUUUGACUGCUGUUCUGAAAAUCAGGAUGAGUAGGGAAAUAGAAGCAAACUGGGACCAAAAUCCAGAAGUUCAUGGCCCAGGUAAGGCUUCUUCUGUGCUUCAAAACAGCAUGUUGUGAGCAAACUGCAAAGAACCUAGACCCACUAUCUGCUAUUUAGUGCCUUAGUUUUGGGUAGGAGGCUUACUUUGACAUUGUUAAACAUCUUUUUUUACUAUAAGAAGCCACUGUAAAACACAACUAUUGGGGGAGUUUAGAAGCUCAAAUACACAUGGAAGACAAAGUUUUUAGGGAAACUCUUCCAGAGGGAGUAGGGUCAUUCUUUCUUAAAGUGGGGAAUCUCCUGCUACCAGCCCAAGGCCGGAUUCCAUAUCCACCAUCCCCACCUCCCAAUGUGAAGCAGAAUCAUUUUCCUGCUGAGAUCUGGGACACUCUUUGGCUUCUGAUGGAAACUACUCUCCUCUCAGCCAGAUCAGCUCUGCCACCUUCUGUGGAGGUAAUCCAUGAGCCAGGUCCGUCGGUCCUCGGGAAAUGCUACUACCACGAUUGCAAUUGUCGCGCACGCCUUCGCCAGUCAGACUGCUCUACCACUGUUGCGCCCGGGGUCCCAAGACGCAUCACCCAGAGUGGAAACAUGCAGCCAGGAGCGGCUCUGCAGGCUGUGCUGCUGGCGGUGCUGUUGGCGGGGCCACGGGGCGUGAAAAGUCGCCUUCUGAGCGCAGCCUCGGAUUCGGACCCCAGAGGAGGGCAGCUGGUUUGCCGGGGAGGGACACAGAGGCCUUGUUAUAAAGUCAUUUAUCUCCAUGAUGCUUCUCGAAGACUGAACUUUGAGGAAGCCAAAGAAGCCUGCAGGAGGGAUGGGGGCCACCUAGUCAGCAUCGAAUCUGGAGAUGAGCAGAGAUUGAUAGAAAAGUUUAUUGAAAACCUCUCAGCAUCUGAUGGUGAUUUCUGGAUUGGACUCAGAAGGCAUGAAGAGAAGAGAAGCAACAGCACAGCCUGCCAAGACCUUUAUGCUUGGACUGAUGGCAGCAUGUCAAAAUUUAGGAACUGGUAUGUGGAUGAGCCUUCCUGUGGUAGUGAAGUCUGUGUAGUCAUGUACCAUCAGCCUUCAGCACCUGCUGGCAUUGGGGGCCCCUACAAGUUCCAGUGGAAUGAUGACCGAUGCAACAUGAAGAACAACUUUAUUUGCAAAUAUUUUGAUGAGAAACCAACUGCUCCUUCCACAAGACCUGGAGGUGAAAGAACAGAGCCAGCAACACCCACAAUUCCAGAGGAAACGCAGAAAGAAGAUGCCAAAGAAACAUUUAAAGAAAGUAAAGAAGCUUCCUUGAAUCUUGCCUACAUCCUAAUCCCCAGCAUUCCUCUUCUCCUCCUCCUUGUGGUCACCACAGUCAUAUGUUGGGUUUGGAUCUACAGAAGGAGGACAAGGGAACAGGCAGACCCUAGCAUAAAAGGAAAACACAACAUCUGGCCCUCUCCUCACCAAGAACACAGCCCAGACCUAGAGGUUUACAACGUCAUAAGAAAACAAAGUGAAGCCGAUUUAGCUGAGCCCCGGCCAGACCUGAAGAACAUUUCAUUCCGGGUGUGUUCAGGAGAAGCCACUCCUGACAACAUGUCUUGUGACUAUGACAACAUAGCUGUGAACCCUUCAGAAAGCGGGUUUGUGACUAUGGCAAGUGUGGAAAGUGGAUUUGUGACCAAUGACAUUUAUGAGUUCUCCCCUGACCAAAUGGGGAGGAGCAAGGAAUGCAGAUGGGUAGAAAAUGAAAUAUAUGGUUACUAGGACACAUGAAAAAAAAAAACUUGAACUGAUAAGAAUGGAAAAUAUAUAAGAAGAAAAUUCUCCUAUUUUCUAUAAAGGGAAGUACUCAGAAUGUCUAUGAAAAUGCUCAGAUCAGGUCCUGGGGGUGAGCAUGUGAUCCCCACUAACCCCUGUUGGGUUCCCAAGUUCUGGCUUUAUCCCUUGUCCCAGUCUCUUUCUCACCCAGCUGGACCUUAUGAAAAAGCACCUUGGGGGCUGGGAUUGUGGCUCAGAGGUGGAGCGCUUGCCUAGCAUGUGUGAGGCACUGGGUUUGAUUCUCAGCACCACAUAUAAACAAUUAAGUAAAAUAAUAAAGGUCCAUCAAUAACUAAUAAAAAUAUUUUUUAAAAAGCACCUUGGCACAUAGUGGUGUCCCAAUAAAUGUCAGUCAACUGUCAGUUAAAGAAACAGUACUUUGACAAAAAUGGAGCUUGUAGCUGUAGAACAUGGGGAGCCCACCUCUAGGUUCUGUUUUUCUUGCUCUAUAUAGCAGCACACAUAAUCACAAAGAGACAGACUACAGCAUCUCUUCAAAGCCCAAGUAUAGUAGCCCCAGGCUGGCCUGCCCAUCAGCAAUUUUCAUAUCUUUUUUUUUACUCAAAAAAUAAAAUCAAAUAAAAAGCAGGAAACAGAAUGUUAGUCAGUCUGUGUCUACAGCCCUUCCUCUGCAUGUGGCCUCAGGGGCCCUUUUUUUUUUUUUCUCCUGACAUCUAAACUUAGAAAUGUUCAACUUGGAAAUACUUUAAAAACUAAAAAUGAAAUUUGUGUCUAUGCUUCUAAACUUAUUUGUGAUCCCAGCCCUGAUAAUACACGUUGUCUUAUUUGCACAUUCAUUUUACUAUAGCAUCAACAUAUUACUAAGAUUGAUAAUAAUCCUACUUUUUUUGGUGGUGGGGGGGACAUGACUAUAUGACUACUUCAAAUACUUUUGGUCUCAAAUCCAGAGAAAAGUUUCUGGAUUUGAGACCAAAGGCCUGAUAUCAGUCAUGUAAUUUAGUAAGUCAUAUACAUUUCAAAAAUCUGAAAGCCAUUAUUUAAAUCACCAGCAACCUCUCUCUAUCAACUUAAUAAUCUUAUCAUUUUAACCAUUUCCCUCUUAGGAAUUAUUUUUAAUAGUCUAGCAAUUAUGUCUCAUAUAUGGAGCCCCAAACUAGACAAUUAACUAGUCUGGAUCAGCAGUAUCAAAUGCAGUGAAUUGUAACCGCUGUCCAACUAUCUGCCCUAGUGAGUCAGAGAACAGGGUGGAUAACAAAAAUAUUAUUUCUGUCUGUUCUGGAAGUGUGUUUUGUGGAGUUACAACAUUUGAAGCAAAAGCAGUGAGCAGCAUGCCGUCUGAAGGACUAAUUCAUUGCUCUAAAAUGUCCAAAUUCCCACUUUGCCUCAUACAGGUUACUCUAAAACCUGUCUCUUUAUCCUCUACUGUGUCCCCACUAUCCCCUGCUACAAGGCUGCAAACUCCAUGAGGAUAGCAACUCUACCUGCCCCUCUGCAUUCUACUUGUUGCAACCUAUGACAGCACCUUUCAGAGUAUGCAACCAAUGUUUGUUGAAUAGAUAGAUGCACAAUGAUUCUUUCAGACUGAUGUGAAAUUGUCUAAAUAUUUCAGAUGAAAAAUUUGUAGGACCUGUUUUUUACAUGCCUCCUAGGUGGAGGAGGUAAAUGAACAAUUUUAGUUUGAAAAGGCCUCCUGCUACCUAGGAAGGAGGAAGCAUAGCCACUAGGAACUAGAAGCUACUGAAUUAUGUUAACAACUUAUUUUAAUUAUGUCACAAAACUUGAAAUGUAGAGCCUUUUGUUUUUAAUACCAGUGGUACUAGGGAUUGAAUCAGAGGUGUUCAACCACUGAGCCACAUCCCCAGCCCUUUUUGUAUUUUAUUUAGAGACAGGGUCUUGCUGAGUUAUUUAGGGCUUCGUGAAGAGCCAUUCUCAACCUAUAAAGGCAAUCAAGUUAUGAGCAGAGCAGGCCCUUUGCUCUUUAGCAUCUUCCCUUUAUCAUUAGUGUGUUAUCUCUGUCAGGACUCACAGAUCUCUUCUACCUGUUUACACACAGUAAGUCUUAGCCUAUAUUUUAAUUAUUCACUUCCUUUUUUCUUCUUCACAUGUACAAGUUUAUAUUUAUCCAACUCCAUUUCUACUUCUAAUAAUUGCACUUCACUUAUGUAAUAAACAUCUUCUAACUCUUAAGUGUUCGCUGUGUUCAAAUUGAACAACAGCUUAUUCAUUAGGCCAGGAUUAUUUAAAAAUUUAGUAAGCCUGUAUUAUCAUUUAAAAUGGUAAUUCCCCUAGGGCUGAGGUAGAGUGCUUGCCUAGCAUGCACAAGAUCCUGAACUUGAUCCCCAACACCACAAAAAUAAAUAAAUAAGUAAAACAAAAUAGCAGUUCCUGACCUUUUUCCUCCAUUGUGACAAACAUGUCAGAUGAAUUGUAUGUUUGAGAUAACCCCUGUGGUCUGUCUACUCCACAAGUAUUUCCUGAAUACCCACCAUGUGCCUUGUACUAGAAUGUGGCCCACAGCUGGAUUUAUGGCUGAGGUUUGUAGAAUCUAGUUAUAUGUUAUAUGCAUUGCCAAAUGUGGUAGCUGUGAGGCUCUUUUUUUCUCUUAUACUAUAUUCACUCAUUCAUUUAUUUGAAAAAUUUUAAACAUGUCUACUUUUGUGGGGAGACAUGCUAGGUAUUAGACAUAUAGCAAUAAGUAAUAUGGAUUGACUCCAAUUUAUAGGGCUUAUAUUUUAGAGGGGAAAAGAAAUAUAUCAGACACGAGUUAAAGAGAAUUUGCUAUAAUUUGUUUUUUUUUAAUUAUUUUCAGCUCUUUCUAUUUGCCCUUUUCUUUCCCUUCCCUUCUUUUCUGUUCCUGAAUAGUUACAACCUAAAGCCAACAUGAGAGAAAGUUAGACAUCUGUAUCUUGGGGAUAGAGAGAAGACUAGAAUUAGACCCCAUGAUGUUAGAUAAAAUUACAAACAUGGGUUUCAACUCUUCGCUUUCUAUAUCAAGUAUAGAUACACAUAUGUAUCUAUGUAUGUACAUUCUCCACUAAAAGAAACCAGAACUUCUUGAAAAAAUGGCUGAUUGCAGGAUGGAACCAGGAAAAAUACAAGAUUUGCCUUGGGUAGUAGCUACAAUUAGAUAGAAGUAAUAAGUUCUGGUGUUCUACAGAAUAAUGAGGGGCCUAAAGUUCACAAUAACCUAUUGUAUAUUUUAUGAAUAACUGCAACAGAGGAGCUGGAAGUCUUCAAACACAAAGUAAUGGUAAGAAGAUGGAAAAUAUUAAUUUCCCUUUACUUUAUCAGUACAUACUUUAUACAUGCAUUGAAACAUCCCACUGUAUCCCAUAAAUAUGUACAGCUGUUAUAUGUUAAUCAAAAAUUGUUUAAAUGUUUAAAAAUGUGGAAAAAAAUGGUUUGGGAACUUUUCUGCUGGCAGAAAACAAGGAAGUAUUUAAGAAAGAGGGGAAUAUAUCAGUAGAUCACAGAAGUCUGCUUAUAGUGGCCCACUCUGGUUAACUGGGAUAAUUCAGCAUCAAAAUCAAUAAUUAUAAUGAUAGGAUAUAACCUAUCAGAUAAAAUGAAAAUCAUGAGCCCACCUUGAUAUAAAAUAAUAAAUGAGCAAAUCGAAACUUUGAUGAAGAAUGAGAUAUUUACAGUUUAAAGUGUCUCCCCCACAAAAUGCUCAUUAAUUACCAAAGCAACACAGCAGGUAGACACCACCUUAAUCAAAUGAUCCAUGUGGAGAUCAUCAAUAAUGGGGCAAAUUGAAACCAUAGCAUCUAAUGUGAAAGGAACACAGCAUCACAUCUGUGGUAUUUCUGCUGAAGUACACAACCUAUUGACAAGGAAGCAUCAUACAAAAACAAAUUAACAGACAUUCUACAAAAUAAAUGGCUUGUGGACUUUAAGUCUCAAAAUGAUAAAUGUCAAAGAAAGACUGGGAAACUGCUGUGAUUAAAGGAGAGUAAAGACAGAUGACAACAAAAGGCACUACCUGAUUCUGAACCAGAUCCAUUUUCUGUGAAAUAACACAUGACAAAACUUGAAUGGAGCCUGAGGAUUAAAUGGUAGUGAUAUAGCAUAAGAAUUUUUUAUUUUGAUGGUUGUAUUGCAGUUAUCUAAGAGAAUGUCCUUGUCUAUAGGAAACACACAUUAGAGUAUUAAGGGAUGAGGGGAUAUCAGGUUGGCAACGUACUCUCAGAUGAUUUGAGGGAGUGUUCAUUGUACUAUAAUUGCAACUUUUUCCUCUUAGAAAUACUUUAAGGAAGAGCAUUUGCAAGCAUUGGUACUAUAAUCACUGGUAAUAUAUUGGUUACAAUACUCCUUGCAUCUAAGUUCAACACACCAGUUUGUUAUGAUGUUGUGACUGAGGGCACCUGAGAGCCUCUGAUGCAAAACAAACAUGAAUCAUUAAUAAAGCUAUCAACCAGCACCCUAUCUCCAGGCUCAGGCAUAUUUCUCAAACCUUCCUUUUGCCAAGUCCUGGCAGUCUACAAGGAACUACGAUGAUCCCCCUGCCAAAGCAAAUUCCAAGAUUCCUUCCUCCAAGAUUUCCCAUUUUUCCCAUUGUGUGAGCUAGACUAGGAAAGCAAACAAACAAAAAAACUUCAUAGUGUCUUCCAGAACUUAAAUUAUUUCAAUAUGACUUUUUCACAAAGUAUUAUAAAGCAUGUCAUGCUCAUAUGACUUCUGAACUUGUUCUAAGACAUACAUAAUGGUGGAGAUAGAGGUACCAGAUGAAGACCUAGGAAACUGCAUACCCAGAGAUGAAGAAGCAACAAUGCACAGCCCCUUCUUUCUUUCUUUCUUUGAACAGUGAAUUGUUAAGUAAUCUUAUUUUUUAAUCCAGAAUUUGGACAGCAGAAAUAAUUUCAAGAAUGAUUCAUCAGAGUAAGCUUUCUGAAAUAGAAUAAGGUCAGGUUUGAGGUUUCAAAAAAUAUGAAUCUAUUACAUUUUAUUACCCUACUGAAGAAAUACUUCAAAAUUUCUAUGAUCAGUUACACAUUUAAUCAGCAAACUUUAUAUCAGGGUCUUAAAGUUUGUGUUGUUCUAUUUUAUAGGCCCUGGUUUGGUUUAAAACAAGAUCAAGUAGAUUUUAUAACUGCUUGAUAGUGUAGUUGUGUUAGAGGGAAAGGUCUGUGAUCAAUUCCUGUGAUGCAACUCUGCCAGGAAGCUGGAGGCUGCUUUAAUUGCUUACACCACCAGGUGGCAAUGUCAGGAUGCCAUAGAAAUUUUACCUAAUUUUAACGUUCAGAUUUUGGCAUGUAACUCCCUGCAACCAAAAAGAGAAGUGGAGGAAGGACAUAAGGAAAGAUAAGACACUAUAAUGAAGUAGUUAAAAUUCUGGAUUCUGGAAUCAGGGCAUCUAGGUCCUAAGGUCUACUUCUGUCACUUACUGGCUGUGUAAUCUUGAACCAACUAGUUCAUUAUUUAAGCCUCAGUUUCUUUAUCUCUAAAGAAAGUCAUAGUACCUAUCUGGAAGGCCAUGAGAAUAAAAAUUACAAAAUAUGUGCCAUGCACUUGGUACAUGUUAUGGGUUGAACCGUGCAAAUCCGCCAAAUUUAUGUAUGAAAGUCCUUUUUAGAAACAAAGUCAUUGCAGAUAAAGUCAUUAAAACAUCAUGUGGGAAUGAAGGCAGAAAUCAAAGUGAUGCUUCUGUAAGGCAAGGAAUACCAAAGACUGCCAGCAAACCACCAAAAACAGGAGAGAUAUGAAAGAGACUCUCUCUCAGCCCUCAAAAGGAACCAAUCCUGUCAACACCUCGAUCUUGGACCUCUAGCUUCCGGAAUUGUUAGGAAAUAGAUUUCUUUUGUUUAACCUACCCAGUUGUACUACUUUUCUGUGGCAAAAUGAAUUCUCUAACAAACUAAUACUAUGCAUGGUAAAUGUUCAUUAAAUAUUAGCUGGUAUUAUUAGCUCUGUACACUUUUAAUCUAACUGUACUAAGACAAUAUUGCUUUUACUUCAAAUUAAAGGUCAUUUUUAAACUAUCA